This is a messenger RNA of Syzygium oleosum, 1315 nucleotides long. Its product is annotated as microtubule-associated protein RP/EB family member 1C. The transcript has 6 exons. The coding region runs from base 110 to 1090 and encodes 326 amino acids. The record is from RefSeq and is a predicted model, not a curated record. Lineage: Eukaryota; Viridiplantae; Streptophyta; Magnoliopsida; Myrtales; Myrtaceae. Gene Ontology annotation, biological process: thigmotropism; spindle assembly; protein localization to microtubule plus-end. Gene Ontology annotation, cellular component: microtubule plus-end; microtubule organizing center; spindle midzone. Gene Ontology annotation, molecular function: microtubule plus-end binding.
ACCUCAUUUUUUGAAUUCCUCGGAGUCCCGCUCCUCCCUCUCUCUCUCUCUAGUCUCUGCGCGAACAAGAGGAAGGAAGAAGACGACGGAAGGGAGGGAGAAUCCAGCGAUGGCGACGAACAUCGGGAUGAUGGACUCGGCUUACUUCGUCGGGAGAUCUGAGAUCCUCGCCUGGAUCAACUCCACCCUCCACCUCAAUCUCUCCAAAGUCGAAGAGGCGUGUUCCGGCGCCGUCCAGUGCCAGCUCAUGGACGCGGUCCACCCCGGGAUGGUGCCGAUGCACAAGGUCAAUUUCGACGCCAAGAGCGAGUACGAGAUGAUCCAGAACUACAAGGUUCUUCAGGACGUCUUCAACAAGCUCAAGAUCACUAAGCAUAUGGAGGUGAACAAGCUCGUGAAAGGCAGGCCGCUUGAUAAUCUGGAAUUCAUGCAGUGGAUGAAGCGGUACUGUGAUUCUGUCAAUGGAGGAGCUAUUCACAGCUAUAAUGCGCUGGAAAGGAGAGAGGCUUCCAAGGGGGGUAAAGAAGCCACCAAGAAAGGCACACAGUCACAACCUUCCAAGGGUUCGGGACCUGCUCCCAGAGUUCAGUCCAACAAUAAUGCUCGACGUCAUGUCGAUCCUUCUGCAAGCUUGACUAAUCAGUCAGCCAAGACCUCCAGAGCAGUUCCUUUUGCAAGUUCAGCAUAUGAUGAACAGAUAACAGAGUUGAAGCUAUCAGUGGAUAGUCUUGAGAAGGAGAGAGAUUUCUACUUUUCAAAACUCAGAGAUAUUGAGAUCUUGUGCCAGUCUCCUGAAAUACAAGACCUUCCUAUUGUGGGAGCAAUACAAAAGAUACUUUAUGCAGCAGAUGAUGAUGCAUCGGUUGUUGCAGAAGCUCAAGCCAUGUUGUCGCGGCACCAGAAAGAAGCAGAGUUGCUGAGUCCCAUUGUUGAGGUUCCUGAAGAAAGAACAAGCUUAGACAGUCAGAAAAGGAAAAGCAUAAUUAACCCAGAAGUUGAUGCUGCUGCUAGUACUUUGUCCUCUCCGAGGCAAAGGAUUUUGGACGCUUCCGAUGUGCGUUCUAGUGGGUCAUCUCUCAUGACUUACUGAUUGCCCCCUUUUUGGGAUGCAUUCCUUGUUCCAUAAGCCUGAAAACUGCUUUUGUUGUGCUUUCCUUCAAUAGAUGUUGAGACAACUCUACCUGUGCAAAAGCCCAUAUAGUUAUAAAGGGUUCUAACGAUAGUGGACAUGGCAUUUCAUAGCCUAUAUUCAUUCGGAGUUUUUGUUACUCCUUUGAGCUCCAGUUGGCUAAUUUGAUCAUGCAGUUUUUACAGA